CCGCCGGGAGAGCGGAGCGUCCGAGCGAGAUCAGAGGCGCGCACCGGGCGGAACGCCGCCCGCUUUGAAGCUCCCCCAGGCGAGCGAGCCGGCCCCCGCCCUCCUACAUCAAAGCGAACGCUCCGCGCCUCCCAACCUUGUUGCAAACUCUCUGGGUCGGCUGCGGGGUACGUCUUGCUGAUUUCCCGCGGGGGUGGAGAAGAUGAGAAGCAGAGCGCUCUGAGCCGGGAACGAGGGACCAGCGCCUGGGAUCGAAUCCGGGACUCCCGAAGCCGAGGAAGCGCUGAGCCCGCCCGCGCCCCCGCAGCCCUCGCCCCUGCCGCCUCCCGCGGGGCGUUUGGACAUUUUUGCUGCGCAGCUCCCGGAGCCCGCGGCCGAUCCACACUUCGCUUGCGCGCGCCCCCGGCACCUCGGGUUCUCCCGAGCCCCGGCGGGGCCACCGACCUGCGUGGCUGCGGGUUCGGGUCUGGCUGUGGGAUGUUAGCUGUGGGGGCGAUGGAGGGCCCUCGGCAGAGCGCGUUCCUGCUCAGCAGCCCGCCCCUGGCCGCCCUGCACAGUAUGGCCGAGAUGAAGACCCCGCUCUACCCCGCCGCUUAUCCCCCGCUGCCCACCGGGCCCCCCUCCUCCUCGUCCUCGUCCUCCUCGUCCUCGUCGCCCUCCCCACCUUUGGGCUCACAUAACCCGGGCGGCUUGAAGCCCCCGGCCGCGGGGGGCCUCUCGUCCCUGGGCAGUCCCCCGCAGCAGCUUUCGGCGGCCACCCCACACGGCAUCAACGACAUCCUGAGCCGGCCCUCUAUGCCGGUGGCCUCGGGGGCCGCCCUGCCCUCCGCCUCGCCCUCCGGGUCUUCCUCCUCCUCCUCCUCGUCCGCCUCCGCCACCUCGGCCUCUGCGGCGGCCGCCGCCGCCGCUGCUGCUGCCGCCGCUGCCGCCUCGUCGCCCGCUGGGCUGCUGGCCGGCCUGCCCCGCUUCAGCAGCCUGAGCCCUCCGCCACCGCCGCCCGGGCUCUACUUUAGCCCCAGCGCCGCGGCUGUGGCCGCCGUGGGCCGGUACCCCAAGCCCCUGGCCGAGCUGCCCGGUCGGACGCCCAUCUUCUGGCCCGGAGUGAUGCAGAGUCCGCCGUGGAGGGACGCGCGCCUUGCCUGUACCCCCCAUCAAGGAUCCAUUUUGUUGGACAAAGAUGGGAAGAGAAAACACACCAGACCCACGUUCUCUGGACAGCAAAUCUUCGCCCUGGAGAAGACUUUCGAACAAACGAAGUACUUGGCAGGACCAGAGAGAGCACGCUUGGCCUAUUCUCUGGGGAUGACGGAGAGUCAGGUCAAGGUCUGGUUCCAGAACCGCAGGACCAAGUGGAGAAAGAAGCACGCAGCCGAGAUGGCCACGGCCAAGAAGAAGCAGGACUCGGAGACCGAGAGGCUCAAGGGGACUUCGGAGAAUGAGGAGGAUGACGACGAUUACAACAAACCUCUGGACCCGAACUCUGACGACGAGAAAAUCACUCAGCUGCUGAAAAAGCACAAAUCGAGCGGUGGCAGCCUCCUGCUGCACGCGUCGGAGGCCGAGGGCUCGUCCUGAGCGCGACCAGCACCGCGGGGAUCGCGACCGCGUCCCACAGCCGGUUCCCCCGGCCCCCAGUAUCCUGGCUGCUCGCCGGGCCUUUACUAUUUUCUAAGAUGUACAUAUCUAUUUUUUUAACCUAGAAAUUGUGGCGGGGAGGGUGCGGGUCGGUAGCACGGUGCGCUGAUGAGGAGAAAAGGAGCCCGCCAAGUGCACUGCUCAAAAAAACAAAAAACAAAAAAAAAAAAAAA
Messenger RNA from Mus musculus (house mouse), 1808 nucleotides. It is a transcript of the gene Nkx6-1, whose product is annotated as NK6 homeobox 1. NCBI's taxonomy places the organism in Eukaryota, Metazoa, Chordata, Mammalia, Rodentia, Muridae. The coding region runs from base 478 to 1575 and encodes 365 amino acids. The transcript has 3 exons. Gene Ontology annotation, molecular function: RNA polymerase II cis-regulatory region sequence-specific DNA binding; DNA binding; chromatin binding. The record is from RefSeq and is marked provisional. Gene Ontology annotation, cellular component: nucleus. Gene Ontology annotation, biological process: regulation of DNA-templated transcription; transcription by RNA polymerase II; type B pancreatic cell proliferation.